Oppiella nova is the source of this 925-nucleotide messenger RNA. The record is from the annotation of a GenBank genome assembly. NCBI's taxonomy places the organism in Eukaryota, Metazoa, Arthropoda, Arachnida, Sarcoptiformes, Oppiidae.
UAGUUACUUACAUAUUUAGUUAUAAUAACGGUGGCCACUGUCAAUGUUUAUCUAAUCAUCCCGGGUAUUUUCUUAAUUAUACUUAUGGUGAUUGUGAGGCAUAUACAUGAAAUCGGCCAGGGAUAUCAAACGUUUUGAGGGGAUAACGAGAAGUCCAGUGUUUUCUCACGUGAGCACAACCCUCAAUGGGUUGGACAGUGUGCGGGCCUAUGGGGCGCAGGAGGCCUUUGAGCACCAGUACUAUAUCUACCAAAAUGACCAAUACUGCCACCUGGUUCCUAUUUUGGCCAUAGCCGUCGUGAUGAUGGUAUUCCCCGAACAGAUUGGGAACGGCGGUAGUGCCGGACUGGCCCUCUCGACAGCCCUAAUGAUGGGAGAGACUCAAUGGGCAGUCAAACAGUCACUCAAUUUGAAAAUGACUUCAGUCGAGCGUAUCAUUGAAUACCAGAGACUACCACAGGAGGCGCCGUUAGACUCGGAUGACACACACCGACCCCCACCUGACUGGCCAUCGAAGGGUGAGAUAGAGCUGAGGAAUAUGUUUCUGGUAUACGAGGGCUCAACCAAACCGGUGCUGAAGAACCUGUGCUGUAGUGUGAAGAGUGGCGAGAAGAUAGGUAUAGUCGGACGUACCGGUGCCGGCAAGUCGUCCAUCAUAUCAGCCCUGUUCCGGAUGGUGGAGCCCACGGGUGAGGUGGUGGUGGACAGACAUGUUUUACCACAAGAUCUAUGGGAACAGCGAAACAGUGGUUCAGUGUUUGAAUCCGUGUCACUUUUCACGUGUUCUGUGAAUAACUCUUCAUUAGUGUCCGAUGUAUUCAAUGUUAGUCUUGUGUCCGCUUCAGAGGAAUGUGUCUUCGAGUGGAUAUCCAACGACUCUUCACUGGAAAACCCUUUCCCGCAGUCUUUGUACUCACAGUUAUAG